Messenger RNA from Myotis davidii, 1935 nucleotides. It is a transcript of the gene NR2F1, whose product is annotated as nuclear receptor subfamily 2 group F member 1. Lineage: Eukaryota; Metazoa; Chordata; Mammalia; Chiroptera; Vespertilionidae. Gene Ontology annotation, molecular function: zinc ion binding; nuclear receptor activity; RNA polymerase II cis-regulatory region sequence-specific DNA binding. The record is from RefSeq and is a predicted model, not a curated record. Gene Ontology annotation, biological process: anatomical structure development; negative regulation of transcription by RNA polymerase II; positive regulation of transcription by RNA polymerase II. The transcript has 3 exons. The annotation marks the transcript as partial.
CCCGGCUCAGGCCAGAGCCAGCAGCACAUCGAGUGCGUGGUGUGCGGGGACAAGUCCAGCGGCAAGCACUACGGCCAAUUCACCUGCGAGGGCUGCAAAAGUUUCUUCAAGAGGAGCGUCCGCAGGAACUUAACUUACACAUGCCGUGCCAACAGGAACUGUCCCAUCGACCAGCACCACCGCAACCAGUGCCAAUACUGCCGCCUCAAGAAGUGCCUCAAAGUGGGCAUGAGGCGGGAAGCGGUUACGCGAAGAAGAAUGCCUCCAACCCAACCCAAUCCAGGCCAGUACGCGCUCACCAACGGGGACCCCCUCAACGGCCACUGUUACCUGUCGGGCUACAUCUCUCUGCUGCUGCGCGCGGAGCCCUACCCCACCUCGCGCUACGGCAGCCAGUGCAUGCAGCCCAACAACAUCAUGGGCAUCGAGAACAUCUGCGAGCUGGCCGCGCGCCUGCUCUUCAGCGCCGUCGAGUGGGCCCGCAACAUCCCCUUCUUCCCGGAUCUGCAGAUCACCGACCAGGUGUCCCUGCUCCGCCUCACCUGGAGCGAGCUGUUCGUGCUCAACGCGGCGCAGUGCUCCAUGCCGCUGCACGUGGAGGAGAAAAAUCAAAGGUUGCUGCCUCUGCAUGUGUGUGCUUCUCUCUCCAGCUCCCCUAGGCUUGGUGGGGGUUUGGUUUAUUUUAUUUGUUUUGGGGCUGGUCGAAGAGUGGGGAAGCAUGGAUGGGUGGAUUUCUUUCAUUUUCUCUUCUAUUUCUUUUUUUCUCCUUUUCUCCUCAAAAAAGAUUAUUUUAAUGGCUUGUUGUUUGUGCUUUUGCUGUUCACUGACCUAACCAUGUGCCCGCUCCCCUUGUCUCUCCUUCCUGUGGCUGCUUGGGCAGAUGCCUGUGGCCUGUCGGAUGCCGCCCACAUCGAGAGCCUGCAGGAGAAGUCUCAGUGUGCGCUGGAGGAGUAUGUGAGGAGCCAGUACCCUAACCAGCCCAGCCGCUUUGGCAAACUGCUGCUGCGCCUGCCCUCCCUGCGCACAGUGUCCUCCUCAGUCAUCGAGCAGCUGUUCUUCGUCCGUUUGGUAGGUAAAACCCCCAUCGAAACUCUCAUCCGUGAUAUGUUACUGUCUGGGAGCAGCUUCAACUGGCCUUACAUGUCCAUCCAGUGUUCCUAAUCCUUGGGCACUUCCCACCUGCCCCCACCUCCUUAGAGACUCAGAGGACCUGCGGGGGGGGCCAUGGACUCCAAAGCCUGGGGGACCGGGCAGCUGAUGCAGGGUGCAGCGUGCGGGGCAGGCUGGGCAGCGGGGAGGAGGAGGGCUGGGAAGGCAGGAGCAGCCCACCCUACAGAAAUGCAACCCAAGCUACAAUCCAGGAGAAAAAGAGACUCUUUUAGGAUCAGAUCUGUGAACACAUUGGAAAGGAAAGGAAAAGGACCUUGUGUCUGGUGAGAAAAAGAAAACAAUCUUUGCAAGAGAGGACCAUGAGAAUUUUAAUAAAACAGAAGGAGACUAAUGGACCUUCCAGGAUUUAUUGUGGACGGAUGUGGAUAUAUUCUGUACAGAAAACAACACAUGGAAGUGGACUGAAUCCUAUGUAGAAACACACACGCACCCCCAAACAUGGUUAUUCAUUUUGUAAGAUACUAGUCUUUAUUUUCAUUUUUUGUAAAAUUUAAACAUCGUAUGCACAUAAAAAAGGAAACAAGAAUUAGGGGAAAAUAACAUUUUCCAAAUAAUUAUAAAAAAUUGUCCUGUGUCUAUGUAUCUAUAUCUGUUUUGUAUUUUUUUCUGGUUCCAAACCAGAUUUCCUGUGAUUCUAUACUAAUAAUUUUUGAUAUAACCCUUUGCUUCUUAUAAUGAGUGCGAUAUAUGUUGUCAAGGCUGUUCUUCAAGAAUUAAAAUUGAAGUGAAAAUUUAAACAAAAAUAAAAGAAUUUAGCAAAACCCA